AUGAAAAUGGACCUUACCGGAAUGGGCUCGUGGGCUGCCAACGCUCCGACCUUCCCAUCCGGAGCCGAUUUUCUCUCCGAUCUCUCCGGACUCUCCGGCAGCUCGCGCAACGCUACCACCUUCCCCGACACUAGACCCGCCAGCGGCAGCUCCGCUUCCCUUGAGGCCUAUCUCAAUGCCCCUCGCUCCUCCCAGCCAUGGUCUCCUGCCAAUCGCCGUUAG
Messenger RNA from Penicillium pulvis, 222 nucleotides. RefSeq lists its product as uncharacterized. The coding region runs from base 1 to 222 and encodes 73 amino acids. The record is from RefSeq and is a predicted model, not a curated record. NCBI's taxonomy places the organism in Eukaryota, Fungi, Ascomycota, Eurotiomycetes, Eurotiales, Aspergillaceae. The transcript has a single exon.